This is a messenger RNA of Cordyceps militaris CM01, 2766 nucleotides long. Its product is annotated as ankyrin 2,3/unc44. The transcript has a single exon. Bases 1 to 2766 code for a protein of 921 amino acids. The record is from RefSeq and is a predicted model, not a curated record. Gene Ontology annotation, molecular function: protein binding. Lineage: Eukaryota; Fungi; Ascomycota; Sordariomycetes; Hypocreales; Cordycipitaceae.
AUGUCGUUUCGCGGCCUCCCCAUCGAGAUGCUAUUCAACGUCGCCGGAUAUCUUACUUCCGUGGCAGACAUAUUCUCGCUUUCCAUCUUGACAAGGCGCUCCUAUGCUGCGUUAAAGUUUUAUCUCUACGAAUAUGAUGCGAAGAGUCUCCAGCCGCGCGCUUUGCUGUGGGCUGCGGCCUAUGGCAACCAGAAGAUGCUGGAGAAUGCCCUUGGCGCUCGCACAGACGUCGACACCCAGUUCACAGCAUCUUUCCCGUUCAAAAAGGGAAAUGACAAGCACGCAGCGGUUCUGCAGGUCGUCGAGCCUGGUGAUUCUCAUGUGCAUCCUCCCAGGUGGCUGGCGACCGCAUUAGCCGCGGCAGCGGCAGAGUCGUAUACAAUUCAGGGCGGUUUGGCAGCGGCGUCAGUCGGUCAUACGGCAAUUUUGGCAGCGGCGAGAGCCGGUCACGCAGCGAUUGUCGAACGCUUACUGGCCGCCGGCGCAAACCCUCGGGGCAUGGACGGAACAGGCCGCAAUGCCCUGCACUGUGCCGCCGCUGGAGAUCAUAUAGAAAUCAUUAAGCUUCUUCUGGAGAAGUAUCCGUCUUUGCUUUAUGAUUACGACCACGACGGGGAAUAUAACAGGGUACAGCGGCUCCCUUUAGAAUAUGGGGCUAAGGAGAAAUCCGUCUUCCGAUUGCUGCUGGAAGCUAUGGAUCCCUUGAUGUAUUCCUUGGGCCUCCUGCUGGCCGCCUCUUAUGGCCAUGAUGAUAUUUUUGAUUGGCUUAAAGAACGUGCACCCAUUCGCAUUACUAGCAUUCGCUUGUUAUUGCGUGCGUGCCAAGGCAACACGGAAGGCCACCUCAGAUUGACGCGUUCCCUCCUUGAAGACGGGGUGAAGGCACCUCUUGAUGCCGUCGACAGCUGCAAGCUACUCUACAUCAUAUGUUCGAAGAAUCGGUCUAGGACUGCAGAAUUCGUCAAGCUGUUGUUAGAACACGGCGCUGACGCAACCGGCCAUUUUAAAGACAAUGGCGGUCUACACACACCCCUCAUCGGGGCAGGCCGACACAGCAACAUCAAGGUCAUGAAUCUACUGCUCGAAAACGUAGAAAGACCGAUUGAGGUGUAUAAUGAGGCUCUUGUUCAGCUAAUCCGACAGAGUAUCUGUUGGAGCCAGAAAAGCGAAGGGUUCCGGUUGAUACGCGACAAAUUUCCAUUCACGAUUCCCGGUAUGGAAGCAACCGCAAUGCUUUUGCACGCCUCGUGGCACAACAACUACAAGCUAGCCGAGGUGCUUAUCAAGCUUGGUGUCGAUGUGAACGCUUCUCAUCCAACGGUCAAUCCAUCAGGUGCUCUCCAUCCAAGCGAAAUUCCAUCAGGUGCUCUCCAAUCAGCCUGGUCGCGUGGUAGCGUGGAAACCAUCAAGCUGCUUCUUGCUGCUGGUGCAGACCCCAACGCGGUAAACCGUCACGGGUUUCCCAUCCUGACCAAUCAAAGAUGGCCCGUUGAUUCCGAAAAGCGACAGCUUCAGUGUCUCAAGCUCUUGCUCGAUGCCGGCGCCGAUCCAUUGGCCGUGAGCAAGACGAGCCACACGGCCUUGCAUUCCGCUUGCUUAGCAGGCGCCGUGGAGUGCGUGCGGCUUCUUCUCCAUCACUACAACGCGGAUGCAACAAUGGCGGCCAGUGACGAGCAGUACACGGGUGUCCCUGACACGGAAAAGAGAGACGGUCUUACGCCCCUACACGCGGCUGUCAGGUCAGGGAAGCUAGAAAUCGUCAAGAUGUUGGUCGCAAGAGGUGCCAGUGUCCAUGACACGUAUGCACGCGGCUGCACAGCCCUUCACGACGCCUGCGUACUAGAGAAGCCUGAGGAAAUUAUCGAGUUUCUGCUGUCGAAAGGGGUUCAAGUGUCGGAGUGCUUUUGGUACGGUAAGGAGCCAAUGGGGUAUGGCUGUGCGAGGGACUGGAAAUGGUCUCGUCGGGCAACAACGCCUCUUGAGAUCCUUCUUGAGCAGAGACAGGUUCCUCCAUCACGUCACGCGGUGGAACUACUUCUGGAUUGCAGUGACCAGAGCCAAAAACCCAUGAAUACUAUGCUCGUCAAGGCCUGCGAAAGAAAAUGUUUUGAAGCUGCCAGAGUUUUCCUAGAGCGAAAGACUACUCUGAAGCUCCUCCGGAGGAGCACAGAGGCAUACCUGCUCUUCAUGGCUGCUUGGAACGCGGAUCUCAAUAUGGUGAUGCUCCUCAUUGAGCAUGGCGCCGAUGUGAAUUUACGUACCAUUGAGGGGCUAUCCCCUCUUGCCACGGAGGGUCCUGCGCAUGCCGGCAUCAUCAAGUGCCUCCUCUCCGCGGGCGCAGACAUUGGAUGUGCCUGCGUGAGUCCCACGAGGUACAAGAGGGACGAAAAAGAGUUGCCUCAGUCGGUGCGUCACGAAAGCGCCAAGAAGCUGGCCAUGGGAACGCUGAGCCUGACACACGACAUGCGAGCCCUGGAGCUUCUUCUUGACAAGUUGGACAAGGUUCUUGGGCCCGAAGAUUGGAGAGACGUGCUCUUCGAGGCCGUCAAAAAACGUGCGAUCAACUUGAUCCGGCUCCUCGUCGAGCGAGGCCUAGCAACUAUUGACCAAAGAAAUCCAACCGACGAUACCACCGCGGGGGAAGCUUUAAUUAAAGGAUCAAAAUGGCCCGACGACGACGACUCGCUGGCCAUUGUUCGCUAUCUAAGGGGACAAGAAAGAGCUCGCCAGAUGUCUCCAACCAGGAACAGGGGCCCGAACGAAUGA